AGUACCUUCCGGCCACAGCGGGCGCCAGUAGUCCACUGCGACGCUGCGACGGACCCUUGGCCAAGGGGCGAAGACCCUGGCAGGAUGGCCAAAGCGGCCAAGAAUGAAAAGAAGCGAGAAAAGGAGACGCUCUCGAAGGGCUGGGCCUCCGAAGCGGAGCUCCAGCGUGUCUCCACCAGCAUCGAGGAGUUUGCUCAGAACUUUCCACCGAAGUUCCGGAAUCCCACGAGGAGUGCCGCUCCUUACUUGGCUGCGGCAUGGAUCCACUUCUUGAUGGCGUUGCCUUACCUGGUGCAGGCCAUGAAGAAACUUCAGGCUGGCGUUAGCAUGAUCCCAGAGAAGAUCUUCUGGGCCAUCCUUGGUUUCCUGGUGUGUUUCUUCGGCGGCAUUUUCCCGGCCACCAUCGCCGCCGCCGAGGCAUGGAACCUAUGUGGUGGUCCAGAGGUGUGGGAUCAAAGCAAGAUCCUCUUGCAUGAAUUCAUGAAGGUCGUGGAUGCCACCAAAGAAGACGAGAAGGAGGAAGACAAAGACUCGAAAGCCGUAUCUCUGACGCCGCAGCAAGUCAUCCAAAAGAAGAUGAGCAUCGCUUUAAGCGUCAUGGACCCCGAGAAGGUUAGCAAUUCCCUGUCCUGUAUCUACAUUUGUUGGAUCGGCGUGGUGGGCGUUUUACGCUUGCAAUUUGCUCGGACCAUCACCCUCGGGGAGGUGAUCGGAGCCAAAGUUUAUGAGCCGGUCCGGAAGCUGGAGCCGGCGAUUGAGUCGGUGAUCCCGGAGGAUUAUCAAAAGUGGGUGCCUGUGGUGACGCGUUGGACCUGCAAAGCCCUGGCCAUCUCUCUGGCUUGGUGGAUCCAGCGGAUCAUCUCGGCGGUGCACAGCGCGAUCCGCGGCGGCAUGAUCUUUGGAGCCUACUUGGUCGACUUCUUACGAGAGAAGGGAUUCUUGGUGGUCGAUCAUCGAGAGACUUACAUCGAUGAGGCCAUUGGCUGGUCCAUUGCCGUCUUGGGAUUCCUGAUGCAACUCGCUAUGGGGUUCCAAUUGCCCUUCCUCUUCAACCUCGUUCUGUGGCCCAUCCAACUGGUCGAGGCCUUCAUCGUUUGGACAGUGAGCGCAUGAGUUUUGAAAUUCCUCAGCCUGCGGCCUGCUCCAUGUGGUAUCUGGCUGGUUUCACGUGCUUUGCUGAGUGAACUGUUUCUCACUGAGUGGUG
Messenger RNA from Durusdinium trenchii, 1205 nucleotides. The record is from the annotation of a GenBank genome assembly. NCBI's taxonomy places the organism in Eukaryota, Dinophyceae, Suessiales, Symbiodiniaceae.